CUUUAGGCAUAUCACUUAAAAAUUGCAUGAUGUGUGAUCAGUUGGAGAUUCUGAACAGGGAGAUUGAAAGGUUAUUACAGAACAACAGCGUGGAAGAAGGCACUUUAAACUCGGACUGUCUUCAGCCAUCAGUGACUGACUCCCUGGAUAUAAUCACUGAUUCAGACAAUGGAGCAAAAUACGUAUUAGAGCAGGAGCCAGCAGGAAAAGGAGGAUUGGUAGUAUUUGGCCCUGCUGACCACUCAGAGACUCAGUCUGGCACUUCUGAAUCAAGAAGUUCAGCAUGUGCUGGAAGGAUAAUGCUGAAUGACUCUGAUCCUUUGCUGCCCUCCUCUGGCUCUCCUUUUCAUUCAGCUCUGCAGGGAAAAACCGUUCGAACCUCUAAUGCUGUGUCAGCGUUUCAGGGUGGGGACAGUGGCGUCCGUACUAUGGAACAAGCUGUAAGUUCACAGCCAGUGCCAUUAGAAUCUGAAUCUAAUACUGACAACAUGGAAAAUAGUUCUCCUGCAUCAGUUUUGGAUGAGAAAGGUGAGCAAAGCAAUGAGGAGGAACAAAAAACCAUCAAGCCUACAAGUAAAGAGUUCAGGAAAACCUGGGGGUUUCGAAGGACUACAAUUGCUAAGCGAGAAGGUGCAGGAGAGGCUGAUGUGGACUCUAGUGAACAACAGCCUCAACAGCAGCAGCAAAGCUUAAACCUCAGGCGUAGUGGACGGCAACCAAAGCGAACGGAAAGAGGGGAAGAAUUUCUUACAACGGUAAGACGCAGAGGAAGGAGGAGUGUUCCUACUGCUCUGGAAGAUUCAGGGGAACCAGCAUCCUGUCCAGCCACAGAUGCUGAAACUGCUUCAGAAGACAGUGUUGAGAGCACUCCAGAUACAAAACCUGCAACUCGGAGGAUUGGCACUAGGAGUAGUAAGGAACAGAAAGGCUCUAAAAGCAGACGCACAAAAGAGGAAGAAGAAGAGGAGGAAGAGGAGGAGGAAGAAGAGGAAGAUGAUACUUCUGAUAGUGAUAGUGAUGGAUUAACUCUAAAGGAACUGCAGAAUCGACUAAGAAAGAAACGUGUUGAACAGAAACCUGUGCAGCUGACGUUGAAAGAUAUACAAAACCGCCUGAGGAAAAGAAAUACAGAACAAGACCCUACAGAAACAGGUGAUGGGCAGUCUGAAAAACAAGUGGAGUCUGAGCUGCCUGUCAAACAAGAGCCCGAGACUGCAGACAGCACUGAGAUUGCAAGUCAAGUGGUUGUGUCUGAGGAAGACACUGAAGAUCUUCAGGUUCAGAAGGAGGUAAAGCCUGCCCUUGGCGCAAAAGGGGUCACAGAUGAAGAACCCGAAGAACUGCCCAAAAGCAAACCUGAGUCUGAGAUUUAUGACCCAAAUGCACUGUAUUGUAUUUGUCGUCAGCCUCAUAACAACAGGUUUAUGAUUUGUUGUGAUAGAUGUGAGGAAUGGUUUCAUGGUGACUGUGUGGGUAUUUCUGAGGCUCGAGGGCGAUUGUUGGAAAGGAAUGGUGAGGACUAUAUCUGUCCAAACUGCACCAUUCUGCAGGGACAGGAUGAGCCUGUUUCAGAAAUAGACCAGCAGGAAGCUAAAGCGGGGCAAGUAAAUAUGGAUGGCACAGAAUUCACAAGCAUAGGAACAAUCGAACAAAAAUCUGUUGAGGACCAAGGAAUCAAGGGUAGGAUUGAAAAAGCUGCAAAUCCAAGCGGGAAGAAAAAACUAAAGAUAUUUCAACCUGUAAUUGAAGCUCCUGGUGCAUCGAAGUGCAUUGGUCCUGGCUGUUUUAAUUUGGCUCAGCCUGAUUCUGUGUAUUGCAGCAAUGACUGCAUUCUUAAACACGCUGCAGCCACUAUGAAGUUUUUAAGUGCUGGCAAAGAUGCAAAACCAAAACCUAAAGAGAAGAUCAAACCAAAAUCUGAAAAACCUGGCAUGCCAAAAUCUCAGCUGCAGGCAGGUAUUAAGCCUCUUUCAAACCAAAAGAGACAAUUCCCUGAGAAAAGAGAGAUGAAUAUGAAGAAGACUGUUUUGACAACUUCCAAGACUGAGGCAAACGCUCAACCUAUUGCUAAAGAGCCAGCAGCAGAAAACAGCACACCGUCCUGGGCAAGCGAUCAUAAUUACAAUGCUGUAAAGCCUGAAAGGACUGCUGCCAUUUCAUCUUCACUGUUGUUCAAAUCUCAAAGGGAAGAGAAAAAGCAUGAAGAUAGAGCAGAGCCUACAUCGGCAUCGAAGAAAGCUGUUGCAUCUAUAAUGGAGAAACAGACGUCUUCUCUCACUAAAAAUCUUCCUUCGAAGAAGUCCCCAUCCUUCUCUAACACGCCACUAACUAAGCAACCACUUAAACCUUCUGCUGGGAGUUUCAAAGGUGUAAUUCCCAAGAAACCUUGGCCUUCAUCAGGCAGUGUUCCUUCAAAACAUUCAUCUCUUUCUCAUGUUUCAGCAUUUUCCAAAAAACCAGCUACAUCUUCCAGUUUGGGUGGAGGACUCAAAAAGCCUUCGCUGUCUUCCAUUUCUACCGCAGCUGGAAGUAGUCAAGCAAAAGCGUCAGCUAACCCUAUGCAGUCACAACCCAACUCUCAGAUUCGACAAAAUAUUCGACGGUCCCUAAAGGAAAUUUUGUGGAAGAGAGUCAAUGAUAGCGAUGAUCUGGUAAUGACAGAGAGCGAAGAAGGGAAAGUAGCGCUCAACAUUGUAAAGGAGAUGUUUAAUUUGUUUCAAGUUACGGACAACAGAUACAAGAGUAAAUACCGUAGCAUCAUGUUCAAUCUGAAGGACCCGAAAAACCAGGGACUUUUUCAUCGUGUCCUUCGUGAGGAAAUCUCACUGUCAAAACUAGUGAGAAUGAAACCAGAAGAACUUUUAUCUAAAGAACUGUCUGUAUGGAAAGAGAAACCAGCUAAAGCAAUGAUAGAGUCAAGAAGCAAAUCUCAUGAAAUCAAGAAAACAUCUGUAAAACGGGAACAUGUACAAGUUGUAAAUAUGGAAGAUUCUCCGCCGGUAUCUGAUUCUGAUGAGCAGCAAGAGUCAGCCCGAGCUGCACCAAAUUUGAACAGUGCUCCUUCUCUAGAUGUUUUUAGCAGUAUGUUGAAGGAUACAACGAGUCAACAUCGAGCCCAUCUUUUUGACCUGAACUGCAAAAUCUGUACAGGUCAAAUUUCAGCAUCCGAAGACGAAGUACCACCUAAGAAGAUAAAGUCAGUGGCUCCAGUUAAAAAGGUGGAGUCGAAAUCAAAACCAGAAGUUCAGCCAAAGUAUGAAAGUUCUGCACCAACCCCAACAGCAGAGCCUGCCAAGGAGGCUGUUGCUGAAAAUGCAAUGGAAACUGAAGUUGGACCGGUAGCAGAAACCGCUCCUCAGUCAAGUGUAGAAAGAACUUACAUUCCUACAACCCAGGGCCAUAACAGUACAGACUCCUCCAUACCUGAAGAGGCUUCUGCUUUUCCUGCCUCUUGUGCUGGUGGAGUUGUGACAACCGUCACAGUUUCUGGCAGAGACCCGAGGACAGCAAUGAGCAGCUCCUCUGGUAUGGCGACACCAGCCCUGCGUUCUGGUCCUGCAUCUGACAAAGUUUCAACAGGGGAAACGAAACAGGAAACUUCCAAACCAGUUAUGACUGUCCCCAAAUCAAUAUUAACAAAACCAUCAUCCUCACCAGAUCCAAGAUACUUAGCAGUUCAUCAGUCGCCCAAUAUCAAUGUUGCAGAGCCACGCUCACCUCAAGACAGCGAUACUUCCCUCUUUCUCUCUCGUCUCAACACCAUUUGGAAAGGAUUUAUUAACAUGCAAAGUGUGGCCAAAUUUGUCACUAAAGCAUAUCCUGUCUCCGGGUGUUUUGAUUAUCUUAGCGAGGAUUUACCAGAUACAAUUCAUAUUGGUGGGAGGAUCUCACCGAAGACGGUCUGGGAUUAUGUUGGCAAACUCAAAUCUUCGCUUUCUAAGGAAUUGUGUUUGAUUCGUUUCCAUCCUGCAACAGAAGAAGAAGAAGUUGCCUAUAUAUCUCUCUACUCCUAUUUUAGCAGUCGUGGUCGUUUUGGUGUUGUAGCUAAUAACAACAGACAUGUCAAGGAUCUCUACCUGAUCCCCCUGAGUUCUAAGGACCCAAUUCCUUCCAAACUCUUGCCCUUUGAGGGACCAGGUCUUGAGUCAUCUCGGCCAAAUUUAAUUCUUGGAUUGGUUAUCUGUCAGAAAGGGAAACGUCUUGCCACUGGCAUUGAAACAGAGAAGAUAGAGGAAAAGCGAAGCAGAAUUCAAGCACACGAGGAAACCGAAUCAUCGCUGUUCUCUAAAGGGCCACUGGCUGCUUCGCAAGAGAAGAAAGCUCCAAAAUACGCGCUUUAUUCGGGAGAUUCAACCGUAAGUACAACACCACCUGGAUCUCCUCCACCUCCACCCCCACUUCCCGUUCCAGACACCUCGGCAGUUACACCGUCAGUAUUAAAGAUCCUGUCCUCAAUUAAAAGUGGAACCACAACUACUGUAACACCACCAGUUCCAACCGCUGCUUCUGCAAGCGUUACUGCUACGCAUUCUUCAUCCUCAAAAACUGCCACGCCCCUCGAGCACAUCCUGCAGACACUUUUUGGGAAAAAGAAAACUUUUGAGCCUCUCGCUAAGGAUUCUGAAACUGUCCAGUCUUCAAAUCAGGAAGGUCCAGCUGCUGCCGAUGGAGGAAUGUCAGCUGUUCCGCUGCUAGAUCCCAUUGUGCAACAGUUUGGACAGAUGUCGAAAGACAGAGCUAUAGAAGAGGAGGAGGAUGACAGGCCAUACGAUCCUGAGGAAGAAUAUGGUCCAGAGAAAGCUUUUGAAAUGCAGACCGGUGAAAGCGAAAAACGAUACAACACGGAAAAGCCAUCUAAUACAGCAGAACUAGAGGAUGAGGCCUACGAUCCAGAAGAUGAAACUAUCCUGGAAGAAGCGAAAGUUACUGUUGAUGAUUUACCUAACAAAAUGUAUACAGACACGAAAAGCAAUUCUUUGGAAACCUCUGCCUCAUACGUGCCUGAUCUAUCUGCAUCCUCAUCCUUAGUAGAACAGCAAAAAAUGUUGGAAGAAUUAAACAAACAAAUUGAAGAACAGAAAAGACAACUCGAGGAACAAGAAGAAGCCCUCAGACAACAAAGAGCAGCUGUUGGUGUUUCAAUGGCUCAUUUUUCAGUGUCUGAUGCUUUAAUGUCACCACCACCAAAAUCUUCCCUAAUGAAGACUGAAUUAUUCCAUCAGGACCAGCAAGCUACACAAAAAGUAGAUUUACCAUUGUCUUUAAAUCAGCAAGCACAAGUUCUAAACCAGGGCGGUGACCCAAGGCAGAAUAGAGAUCCUCGACAAGCUAGAAGAAUGGCGACAGAGACUAAUGACAACGUUGAUUCUCGAAUAAAGCCACAGGUGGUACAGAAUGAGAUAGCCACAAGAGAAAUCGCUCCAGCAAGUUUUCCAAAUGCUUUGCAGACUUCGCUUGGUAAGGAAGAUAAAACUUUAAUUUCUGCUACUCAGCCUGGUUUUAGUGGUGAUAAUUGGAUUUCAAGUGAAAAGGCUUCUACGGUGUCCCAGAAAGAGGCAUCUAAUAGCAAAUUUGAAAACACUGUUCAAGUUAAUUUGGAAAACAUGAGUCAAACAGCUUCUGGAGAACCUCCUACAUCCAAACCUUUACGUAAAGUGCUGCUUCCGACACCUCCGAGUACAUCUUUUCAGCCGAAUUUCUCCACAUCAAACGACGGUCAGUCUUUGCAAGAUAUGCAUAAAGUGCCAUGGUCAAAUGAGUCAAAGGAAGGAAUGGGAAGGGAUUCGUUUUCAAAUACAGUGUUUACUUCUCAGGAAAACGCAGCUGGUCACUUUGAGCCAGAGAGGGGUCUUUCAGCAGCGCAAUAUGAUGAACAAAGAAAUCCUCAGUCUCAUCCAUUUGUAGAACAAACUGAAUCUCCAUCAGUUCAGGGUGAGGGUGGACCUUCCCCACAGCACUUUGAAGAAAACCGAGCUGGACCUCCAUUUUCUUUGUCUGGGCAGAAAGGAGGGCCUCCAGCACCCCUGAUGCUCAAUGCACCCGGAGGACCUCAUGGACCUAAUUUUAGAGGACCGGCACCACAGUUCUCUGAAGAACACGGUUCUCCAAAUAAUGAUGGACAAAGAGGACCUCCAUCUGGAAGAUUUGGAGGUCAAAAGGGUCCCAUUCCUUCCUUAUUUUCUACACAGCAUGGACCACCAUCUCUUUUUGGUGAUAACAGGGGCCCUGCCCCUUCCUACCAUGGUGUUCCAAGAGGAAUGUCACCAUCUCAGUUUGAAGAUCGUAGGGAGCCUCACAUGGAACAAAGGGAAUUCUCAGAUUCCCAAUAUAAUGAAAUGAUUAGACCUCCAGGACAGUUCGAAGGACCAGAUCCACCUCAGUUUAUGGGAAACAGAGGACCUUCGCCUUUUCCUUUUGGAGGCCAAAGACGACCCCCACCAGCUCAGUUUAAAGGACAGAGAGGAGGCCCUCAGUUUGGAGGGCCAAGAGGUCCAGCCCCGAGUCAUUUUGGGGGACCAAGAGGGCCUCACGCAAAUCAAUUUGAAGGGCAGAGAGGUCCAGCUCCAAAUCAUGUACCUGGUCCAAGAGGACUUUUGCCGCAGCCAUUUGAAGAACGGAGAGGGAGUUCACCACCCAGAUUUGCCAACCAGAGAGGUCCAGCACCACUUCAGUUUGGAGGACCAAGAGGAGCCACACCUGCACUGUUUCCGGAAGAAAAUGAACCUCCCCCUUCGAGAUUUCAUUUCCAAGGUCAGUCACCACAAGGUAUGAAGCCAACCCCAAGACCACUCCUGGACCUUCCAAGCCAUCCACCAUCCCACAGAAAAGAGAUGUGGGAGGAAGCUGGACCAUCUGCAUCUCUUUCCAAUAUUUCUGGACAAGGAUCUGAGUCGGAAGGACAGUGGUCAGCACCUGACUUCCGAGAAGGCAAAAAUCCUGAAUUUAGAGGCCAGACAUUUGAAGGGAGACAGAGAGAGAGGUAUGAGGGAGGAAAUAAAGACAAGGGAUUAGAUCAGCCAGAGCCUCAGCAAGCAGAUAAUCGACAAGGUAGACCCUUCGAGGAAAGACGAAGGGAUCGAGAACACGGCAGACCUUGGGAAAGAGACCGUGGCAGAAACUGGAAUAGAGACAGGGACUGGGAGAGACACAGAGACAAGGAAUGGGAUAAAAACAGAGAGAGAAACCAAAACAAAGACAGAGACAAGGAUUCGGAGCGGGCUAAAGAAUGGGAAAGAAACAGAGACCGAGAGAGAGCAAGAACCAGAGACAGAGAUUCCUACAGGAGACGCGACAGAGAGCGAUCAAGAAGCAGAGACAGAGAUCGCGACAGAGAGAAGGACAGGGACCGGGAUCGAAGCAGGGAAAAAGACAGAGAUCGAGAGAGAGAUCGCGAUCGUGAAAGAGAAAGAGGAAAAGAUCGCAAAGACCGGAGUAAGAGUAGGGAAAUUGGUAAGGAGAUGAAGCCAGAAACACCGAAGGAAACUCAGAAACCAACGGAAGCAGAAGCUUCAUCUUCCACUAAUCAGUCAUAGAAAUAUGACUGAGAUUCUAUUUCCCAUCAAUAAUACACUUUUACACCACAGCAAGGACUGAAUCAGCAUCUUCUGUAUAUACUGUAUAUUCUCACCUUUACAAAAACGCUGUUGUAAAACUCGCCUUACGGAAUGUACUGACAAAUGAGCAAUUUCUGAACAACUGUGAAUGAAAAUACUCAAACCAGAUAAAAGGCAAGGACGUACUGGACUUUCACUUGCUGCAUUUUGUGCAUAAUGUUUUUCUUAUAAAAAUUCACAGCGUUACCUGUACUGAAAUUUUGUUUUUCUACUUGCAUCUUUAUCUUAAAAUUUCCAUUUACAGUACAGAAAUGGAAAAAAAAUCUAAGAAGAGCAUAUUGCUUUUUAAGAUUAUAAAGUUAUGUUUUCCAGUAACUUGAAUUGUAAUUUUAUAAGAGAAUUUAAUCCAGACCUUAGGAGCCAUACCUUUACAUCUCAUUUACAUGAUAUUUUGGUGUCAAAGUUGUUCCUACAGCACACACUUUAAAAGGAAAAAAAA
Egretta garzetta (little egret) is the source of this 8052-nucleotide messenger RNA. RefSeq names its product death inducer-obliterator 1 (gene DIDO1). Gene Ontology annotation, biological process: apoptotic signaling pathway; DNA-templated transcription. Gene Ontology annotation, cellular component: nucleus. NCBI's taxonomy places the organism in Eukaryota, Metazoa, Chordata, Aves, Pelecaniformes, Ardeidae. Bases 27 to 7532 code for a protein of 2501 amino acids. The record is from RefSeq and is a predicted model, not a curated record. The transcript is spliced from 17 exons.